Aspergillus calidoustus is the source of this 3906-nucleotide messenger RNA. NCBI's taxonomy places the organism in Eukaryota, Fungi, Ascomycota, Eurotiomycetes, Eurotiales, Aspergillaceae. The record is from the annotation of a GenBank genome assembly.
GUACUGAUUGACUUCGUCAGCGACCAUAGACGUGUCUCCCCGCCGGUAUAUACGUACCAGAUGUUUCGCAAUCAAUGGUAUAGCCUCGGGGCAAAUCAUCGUCCCACCACCCCGUGGCUUGAUGUCCGAAAACAGCGGAAUAACCAGCAGCGCCUGCUCCGGGGAAUCCAGAAAAUGGACGAAAAAGUCCCCGUCAGCGUGCCAAUUGUCCAGUUCCCUCGGAUCCGGCCAUUGAUUCUCCCACUCGGAUGAACCCAGAUUCACAAUCAACCCGUCGCCCCAGGUAGACGACUGCUCAGAGACACGGUCCUCGCCGCCACACAACUCACAGAUGGCCGCCCAUGCUUUCGGAGCGAAAGUGCGGACUGAUUCUUCGCGGUGGCGGGGCAUAUUAAUACGUUCUUUCGUCCAGGUUGACUUGUCGGUGGGCGAGUAGCCAAGGCGAACCCAGACAUCGCGCGUCCAUUCUGCGGCCUUUUCGCGCGUGAAGCAGCCGGGAAUACGAACGUAGCCGUGUUGGAGGAAAUGGGCUUUUUGCUCAUCUGUCAAGGCAUAUUCAGCCGGUGAUGUUUCGUCGGUCAUUUUGAAGGCAAGUCCCGUUGUUUGUCUUGAUAAAAGUUGCUGCAAGACCUGAAGUUCGCGGGGAAUGUCAUGUUGGAGUCGUGGUGUUUAUAGGCUCUUGCUUCGGGCUCUCCCCGAACACUCCUUGUCGAAAGUGGCAGGUGACAUGGCGCAUGAUGCACGGUUGGAGAUAGGCAACUCUUGGAGGAAGGGCCUGGUCGGACAUGAGGGGUACAAGGUCUCACGGAUAUCGCGAGCAAGAUGGAAUCUUGGUUGAUGCUAUACUCGAGAAGCGAGGACGAUGGCGCGACAUGAAGGGACAAACGUUGCAGCCUGAAGCCUGAGGCCAAAAAGCUGGGAAAAUGGCUGAUCCGACCCGAGCAAUCUCCACCCGUCAGCUCCGCCCAACUCGUCUACACGCGUGCUCUCUCAUUUCCAUGCUCUUCCAUCUUCCCGACGCUUGGAGCUCCCGAGCCCGCAUUCGCUCUUCGCACUUCGCAAUUGCCAUUUUCAGCCCUAUCGAGUUCGUGAGGAACGGCAAGCACCUACGUAUUCGUCGAUCUCUGCAGGCUGAGUCAUGGCGGCUUGGAAAGUGGGGGGUCUCGCCUCAGCUGGCGGAACUUGCGGAGUAGCGCCCUUUACAGUCCGCCGCUAACGCGCCGUUUUCUCCUCAUUUCGAUCGGCAAAUGUCGCUAACAUUCGCUGAAGAUGGGCUAGUCGACUAUAUCCAGAGCACCGGAAUUCGUUUACGACUGGACAACGUUGCUCGAAGUGACCCCGGCACAGCACAGCCCGAGCUUCGGCAGCCUCAGGAGCCAGGGAUUGGCUGCGGUCAAGUUGGCCCCUAAUCUAAACGUGCCCGAUGGCUGAAGAAUGCGACCAGCCCAUUGCUUAGUUCCUCCUGCGGCGCUGAUGCAUCAUCAAUGUAUUCCCCAAUUGGGACGGAUCGCUGGGUCCAGAGCAAGCCUCCUCGUGCGCAGUAGCUUGCGCUCUAGCCAGGAGCCCCUCCGCGGGAUUAUUUCCCAGCUCUCAAUCUAGCUUCCCUUCUCGGCCCAUCCUCGCUUGUGAAUUGGUCUCGCGAUUAUCAUUGGCCCACCGGCCGAUUAGCCGAGUGACAUGCCUCUAUAUCCUAGUAUCUAAGCCUCCAAGUGGCGGCCACAGGGCUGAAGAUUCCUGAAGGCAACCUCCUUAACCUCAGAGGACCCGUUUGUGACGAAGCUAUAAGAACUCUUUUUCUCCCGGGAUCCUUCUUGUAUCCAGUUUUAUAGAUCCAGUGCAAAAUGACAGAUACCGAAUCCCCAUCUACCCCUGCCCCCUCUGCCUGCCUGGCGUGCAAGGCCAAGAAGAGGAAAUGUGACCGUACCGUCCCCGCCUGCUCAAGAUGUCAAAGAGCGUCUCGCCCUCAUCCUUGCAUAUACCCUGACCAAGACGGUGGACACAAUGUCCCGUCAAUGUCGGAAGAUGCUUGGUGGUUAGACCCCAACUCGGAUGUUCAAUCUGUCCCAAUGAUUCAAGAUCCACCCAGGGCAAGGGCAGCUUGUCAGCGAUGCCGACAGGGAAAGCGGCAGUGCAGCAGAGCAUUGCCGCAGUGCUCCCGCUGCAUACUCAUGGGUGCUCAAUGUAUAUACGACCGAGGGUUGCCGCCAGCGCAAACCAUACCGGCAAAGUCUCACACCCUGUCAAAAUCCCAUAGAGACGCAAGCAGAAAACUCUCCCCUGACACCUCCUUAUGCUCGCCAAGUCCCCUGUCCAGCGGGUCGAACGGGAGCACUUACCUCGAUCCUUUCCACACCUAUCCCUCCUCACUCGACCCAGAAUGUAUAAACCGCGUGCUCUCGUUCGCUAUCAAGGAAGUUUGGCCCAAAAUGUUUCCAGGGUACACCUACAAAGGAAUAUCUUUCGUCCACCACUGGAUCAGAAGCGCCAUGACCUGCCCUCCCCUCUUCAACGCGUGGCUUCACUCUGGUGCCGGGCAUAUCCGCUGGCUGCGGCAAGCGAACGAAGAUGCGUCCAGUGUCUCCGACCAAGACUCAUACGAGAUGCUACUGAUGGAACGUGAAGCAAUAGUCGGUUUGAAGGAGUUUGUGGAUGGUGCGAGUGCAGACAAAGUAUCCGACGAGAUUAUUAUGGCGACUUUCGCUCUCGCCCUCCACACAGGGAGAGAAAAGGAACCUACCUCCAAGCAAACGCGCUUGCCACCACUGUCGGACCUGCAAUUAUUAUUACGCUUCACAAAUAUUCCAAUUUCCGAACCACAUGUUCUUGCUCUCCGCAAUCUCGUGGAGGCGAGAGGCGGGUUUGACAAGAUUGAAAUGCCCGGGCUCAAGGAAGGGCUCUCAACAUACAACCUUGUGGUUGCCAGUAAAUUCCUUGCUCGUCCAUUCUGGCCGCUUCACACACGUCUCCAAAUAGACGAAGCGACGGGAUUUCUAGAGCAAACCGAGCAGGAAUCGCAUCUGAACGACCCACUGCAUCCAUAUCUCACCUCACUAAUACCCAGUGUCAUGGUAUGGGAGUUUAGUGCAGUCCGAGGAUACAACACGCUAGUCAAGAACUACUCCCAGGGCUUCAUGACGCAGCUCGAGAUGGGAUACAUUAUUGAACUGCGCAAUCUGAUUCAGUACCGCGUCAUGAGCCUCCCUGCACUUGGUGAGAUCUUGGACCCGUAUCAAGAGCUACCCUUGACAUACGGCGCUCUUCGUCUGGCUCUUAUGGCGUACACCGUGUUGGUGUUAUUUCCCACACCGCUGGGAACAGAUCCGCAUCCCCGCAUCGCAAAACAACUACGAUGCGAGUUAGAGCUGACGGGUGUCAGCUUGGACAUUUGGAUGCCGAUGGUAGAGCUCCUGCUUUGGGUGCUGAUGCUCGGUGGAAUCUCCGCGUCAGAUACGGAGCUCCGAUCGUGGUACGUGGAUCAAAUCCAGUGGUUGGCGCCACUGCUCGGACUCACGUCAUGGGACCAAGUGAAGGAUACAAUGACCUCGAUUGUUUGGAUUGAUAGCCCCUGUGAUGUCGAGGGCCAAGCACUGUGGCAGGAGGUACAAAGCUCAAGUCCGUUCGCCGCUACCGGGCUUGGGAUCGCCUACCCGGAUCUGUGGAUGGAGGAUCUCUCGGAUCAAUCAGCGUAGACAAUAAUUCGCCCUAGACGAUAAACUGUAUGAUUACAACGACAUAUAUGCAUUAGCGAAAGAACAUAAUAAACAACCCAUCUCAUUGAAUGGAUUGUGUUUUGGUCUCAACGACCCCGAACUGGCAUGUCCUCGAGUCCAACUCUCUCAAAUCCAUUUGCAUACCUGAUACUGAUCCCUUCUCCUCACCCUGUUCCCCGUCGUUGUGGCACCGGCG